Oldenlandia corymbosa var. corymbosa is the source of this 815-nucleotide messenger RNA. NCBI's taxonomy places the organism in Eukaryota, Viridiplantae, Streptophyta, Magnoliopsida, Gentianales, Rubiaceae. The record is from the annotation of a GenBank genome assembly.
GUGGAAAGCCAUCACUUCAAGAAUAUAGUACGAUCCAGCAACGUAUAUUAAUUUUGGUCACAAUGUCUCCUAAAUUUUGUUCACUUCUUUUCAUUCUUCUCGUAAUUAUUUCUUCCUUCAUUAACCCUAGCCAAUCCAGGAAAUACCAGAAACAUAAACCAUGCAAACGUUUAGUUCUUUAUAUGCACGAUGUGAUGUUCGACGGUCACAAUACCGCAAAUGCGACGGACGCCAUCAUCGCGAAUCCGACCAAGCUCUCCAGUUAUAAGUUCGGAGAAUUUGCGGUUUACGAUGAUCCGGUGACGGUCGAUGACAAUCUGUUGUCGCCUCCGGUGGCUAGGGCUCAAGGGUUCUAUUUCUACGACAUGAAGACGACUUAUAAUGCAUGGUUAGCCGUUAGUUUGGUGUUCAAUUCAACUGAACACAAGGGUACUAUUACGUUCUUGGGGGCCGAUAUGAUGGACGACGCCACUAGGGAUAUUCCGGUGGUCGGAGGGACGGGGGAUUUCUUCAUGACACGUGGUAUUGCGACCGUUAGUACGGAUCUGUUUCAAGGGGCUUCUUAUUUCCGACUCAAGAUGGAUGUCAAGUUGUAUGAAUGCUACUAGUAGGGUUUAAGUGAACAACAAAUUAAGUUCUUUUGUCUGUUUUCUUUUCUUUUCUUUUCUUUUUCUUUUUUGGGUAUGUUUGAUUUGAAGCUGUCUUGUUUGUGUUUCUUUGCUUUUUCACGAGCUCUUCAUUUGGUAAUUAAUCUCAGGCUGGAACUUGGAAUUCAAAUGAUUGACUGCACUUUUCAGAGAAAGGAUAUGCCUCUC